GAUGGAAACAUUCAUACUGGUAUGGAGGAGAACGAUUCUGAACAUCCACAACCUAUAUUGAAGUACACAGCCAAGAAAGGCGCAGCGGCUAUCGACUGUUUGGUAGUUCUACUCGAACGUCAAGAUCAGUCAACAUUGUUUGAGUUACUGAAGUGGAUCUCGGUGGAGAAAAACCUCUUCGAAGUACUUCAGGCAUUGCUUAACGGAUCUAAAGAAAUCAAGAUAAACAAGAGGCGAGACGGCAACAUGUUAAUGGAAUUGACCCGACUUUGUGCAGAAAAAGGCCAAACAGAGAGUGUCCUUGAGCUUGUUGCCUGGGACGGGUCCUUUAUCCGCAAGGCUGAUGAUGAUGGUAACUCAUUGUUCCACCUAAUAGCACGAAAAGGUCAUCAUCAAACAACAAAGGCUAUUCUCAAGAACCCGGAUGUUAAAACGAAGAAAAAGAAUGCGAUGGGACAAACGGCACUACAUGUGGCGAUUCAAGGAGGUCACAGAAUGACUAAUGCUCUUAUCCUGAAAACUGACAACGAACUAGCAAGAAUCAAGGACAACAAUAAGAUGACACCGCUCAUGUAUGCCUGCCAAACAGGGAAUAUCUACGUCGUUAAACUGCUCUUGGAGAUGCAAAAAGAGGCUCAAGUGAAUAUAGGGUUUCUUGAUUGUGACGUGAAUGGUCUGAAUUGCUUAGACCAUGCCAUCGACAAUGGGCACGAGAUGAUUGCCGUAACGUUGCUCGAUCAAGAUAAUUGGCGCAACCUUAUGACGAAUGCAACAAGAAACGGAGGAACCAGCGGAGGACCCAAGAUGACGCCUAUGAGGAAACUCAUUAGCUCUAUGCCAGGUGUCGGCAAGUUUGUACUGGAUAAGUGUAUCACCAAGGUAAAAAAUCCAAGCGAUGCUAAAGAUGAUCAGAUCAAAGUUGACUUUGAAUUACUAGAGGACUGGUACUCAGAUUGGAUGAAGGACGGAGACGAUCGGGAGAAAAAGCAGAGAGAAGGUAAUGAUAAGAUUGUAAUGACUGAACUCAGCCCUGGAUCACGUGAUAACGACAAAAAGAAAGAUGAACAGAUCUCUUCCAACUUCGAUAGCGAUGGGAAAUUGAAACCCAAUGCCAAGAUCAGUGUCAAAGGUCGCUUAUCCCGCUCCAAAAAUCAUCCUGUGCAACACAUGCUUAAAAGUGAUGACGGUAAGGAAUUACUGAACCACCCUGUAGUUCGUCUAAUGUUCAAGAACAAGACAAACGCGUUUCGUAUCGAAUACUGGCUCCGGUUCUUCCUCCAACUUACACUGCUCUUCUUCCUGACACUCCAUAGCCUUAUCAUUCCUCCACCGUACUAUGUUAAAAAGCACCUACCAGAGGGCAACUACACGUGGUUGGCUGAUGGGGAGGCCAAGUGGAAGGAAGACCUGGACCCGAUCGCUUUGGUCUUGUUUGGUUCGAUCGGGACCUGGCUCAUUCUCUUGUUAACUGUUAUCUAUUUCUUUGAAAUGCUUCGCAGAAAGUGGUUGUACAGGACAACACAGUCUAACUCGAUGAAUGUAUGGAUAAGUGUCAUCCGAGAGCUCACUCUCCAAAUCUUGAUCAUUCUGUUCGUCGUUCCGGGGUUUGGGGAUCUCUACUUUAGCCACGGUGUUACCUUCAAAGCCGAAUGGCAAUGGGAACUAGGUGCAUAUGCAGUUCUCUUGGCCUGGAUUAAUUUCAUCUAUUUCCUGCAAACUGCUUCAUUCUUCGGCAUCUAUAUUCUUAUGUUCUUAGAAGUUUUAUCGACUAUGGUAAACUUUUUGCCUGUUGCUGGAAUCUUUCUUUGCACCUUUGCUGUGGUUUUCUGCAUCCUUAUCAUCAAUCAGACGCAGUAUCACACAUUUGGGGACUCCUUAGCUAAGUCUCUGACGAUGCUGACCGAUGGAAUAGACUUUGAUACCGUAUUUCAUCCCAUGGACUACUUGUACCAGCAAUCUGCUACCGAGGACUUCACAAACAUGGUCUUCUAUCCACACACUACCCACAUUAUCUUUAUCAUUUUUCUCUUUUCCAUGCCGAUAGUCGUCAUGAACCUCCUGACUGGUUUGGCAGUCUAUGACAUUGACGUCAUACAGAAAAAGGCCGAGAUUUUGAAACAGACAAUUGAGGCGAAAAGGAUCAUGGCCGUGCAGAGUAGCAGUUUUCCGAAAGCGUGGAAGGACAGUGUAUUCCAACACCAAACGAUAACAGUCGUCAAGAAUCUCUCCUCGCUCAAAGCCGUCUGCUACAAGCUCACUGGCUAUAAAGACACACAUGAGUACUUGGUGGCAUUUCUGGAUAAGCUAGAAAAAACGACGGACCGUGUUGCGUACACGAAGACAACCGAUAUGAAGAUUGAUGACAUGAUGGAUAGAAUCGAUGACGUCAGCAAUGAACUCAAUAAUCUGUCUGACAGUACCCUUGAUGCUUGUACACUACAUGUGGAAGCAAUCAGCGGUGUCGAGCAACUUAAACAGCAAAUGCAGGUUAUACAGGAUAAACUGGAUAAGAUGUGUCGUAGUAGAGUAGUUUAAACACUUGACUUGAGUGAAUUAGACGAAAAUGUCGUGGAUUUGACCUCAUCCCACUUGUAAUUUAUGUCCUUAAAAACCACAAAACUUUCUUCAUUUUCAUCAUUAUCAUCUUAUUUUCACUUUCCAUCUUCUCCUGCUUCUUCUUGUUUUCACUAUAACAACCAACAUUGUUAUCAUUAUCAUAAUCAUCGUCAUCAUUAUUAUUUGUAUUAUUAUU
Strongylocentrotus purpuratus (purple sea urchin) is the source of this 2752-nucleotide messenger RNA. Its product is annotated as transient receptor potential cation channel subfamily A member 1-like. The transcript is spliced from 17 exons. Gene Ontology annotation, molecular function: protein binding. The record is from RefSeq and is a predicted model, not a curated record. The coding region runs from base 22 to 2535 and encodes 837 amino acids. NCBI's taxonomy places the organism in Eukaryota, Metazoa, Echinodermata, Echinoidea, Camarodonta, Strongylocentrotidae.